AUGAAGCGCAGACUUGAUGAAUCUCCUCGACUGCUGCGGGUGUUGAAACUGUCGGGAGAAGAACUUGCCACCAUUCCCGUGGAAGAGUUGAGCGACGUCCGGUCCUUGAAGCAGCACCUGCAGAAGACUUCUGGGCUACCCCCGCGGUUCAGGCAAAAACUAUUGCGCGAUGGUGUGGCGCUUGAUGAUGCUAUGGUGCUGGAUUCUCCCAUGGAUUUGAACCUUGUUGUUCUUCCCUUGCUGAAGUCUGACGCAGAGCAAGCCAAACUGCUCAUUGCUGCGGUGAUCCACGGAGACGUGCGCCGCGUUAACGAGCUGUUGGAUGGAGCUCAAGAUCCAGAUGACGCUAACCUUCGGGGUGAGACCCCUCUGUAUGAAGCAGCCAAACGUGGUCAAACGGAAAGUGCGCAGCUGUUACUGGAGGCAGGGGCAGAUGUGAACAAAUGUAGCAUGCCUGGGCAUCCCUGGCAUCCCUUUGCUGGGGGUGAAGAGGCUGAACCACUUAGUGUGGCAUGUCAGCAAGGCCACAAAGAUGUGGUGGCAUUGCUGUUGGAAGCAGCUGCUAGCGUGGAGUCAGGGCGCUUGUUCGAGCUACUACCUCUCGGCUGGGCAUCAGUCAAAGGCAGGCCCGACAUCAUUUGCCAGCUAUUGGAGGCGAGGGCCGAUGUAGGUAAUGCAGGCAUAAGCAGUUUGCCGCCUCUUCUCAUUGCUGCUGGGCUUGGACAUUUGGAUGCUGCUCGCGUGCUUUUGGAGGGCAAGGCUACAGUGGACACUUGCUCUGAGGGGAUCACCCCUCUGGGCUUCGCAGCAUAUUCCGGCCGAGUGGAUGUGAUGCGCCUUCUGUUGGGGGCAGGUGCAGACGCGGAAAG
Messenger RNA from Symbiodinium pilosum, 869 nucleotides. The record is from the annotation of a GenBank genome assembly. NCBI's taxonomy places the organism in Eukaryota, Dinophyceae, Suessiales, Symbiodiniaceae.